Molecule: messenger RNA, 2338 nt
Organism: Patiria miniata (bat star)
Lineage: Eukaryota; Metazoa; Echinodermata; Asteroidea; Valvatida; Asterinidae
Gene: pin4
Product: peptidyl-prolyl cis-trans isomerase NIMA-interacting 4-like
Exons: 4
Coding region: 116-568 (150 amino acids)
Biological process (GO): rRNA processing
Molecular function (GO): DNA binding; peptidyl-prolyl cis-trans isomerase activity
Source: RefSeq, a predicted model, not a curated record
AGUGCACGUGCGUUUUUGUUUGCAUCAAUGCAUGUGUAUCACUUUUUCGGCCCAGUGAAAAAUUGUUUUUUUUUUAGUCGUUUUUUCUUCAGUACUCAGUUGUAAUAGUACCCUAAUGCCGAAGAAUAAGGGUGGUGGUGGAGGAGGAGCCAAAGGUGGCGGAGGAGGAGCCAAAGGGGGUGGAGGUGGCGCUAAAGGGAAAGGAGGAAAAGGGAAAUCAGGCGGUGCUGCAGCUGCAGGCGAUGAUGACGGAGGUGGGAAGCAAAAGAAGGGCGGAACAGCUGUCAAGGUGAGGCACAUUCUUUGUGAGAAGCACUCCAAAUGUAUGGAGGCCAUGGAGAAACUCCAGUCAGGGGUGCGGUUCAAUGUGGUAGCUGAGCAGUACAGUGAAGACAAGGCAAGACAAGGGGGGGACCUCGGUUGGAUGACAAGGGGGUCUAUGGUUGGACCUUUUCAGGACGCGGCCUUCGCGCUAGCCAACAGCUCACCAGAUAAACCUAUUUACACAAAUCCCCCCGUCAAGACGAAAUUCGGCUAUCACAUCAUCAUGGUUGAAGGAAAGAAAUGACACAUACAAAGACAUCAUCAUGUUAAUGUGGUAUAUCAUAACUCUUUUACUGAUUGUGUUUACAUGCAUCAGCUUGACAAAGACAGUAAACCUGAGUCUGGUUAAUUAUAUGUACAAUAGAAGACCUGAUGUGUUGUGGGCAUCUCAGAGGCCUAGGGUACUCUUUGUUAUUUUAAUUUAGUAUUCAUAAAUACCUAAGACUAGUUUACCCAUUCCUAUUGGUCGAGAGCCUGCAAUGUGGAUGGUUUUAAACGGUUGAUAAAACACUGGCUGGUUUUUCCAGUGUCGCAUGAAAUCUGGACUCCUAUUAAAUCCGGUGCCAGUACCGUUUUAUUGAUUGAACGUUCACAAUCCUCACGUAGGCAUGUGCAAACUACCGGUCAGUUAGUAUUUCGUACAUGUAGUCCUAAAUACACACUACACAUACCGGCACAGCUGCGUUCUGUGCCACGUCACGCAGGUAGUACACGUGAGGCGUGCGCUACUUUCCAUGUAAGGAGUUGUUUAUGACUUCUCGCGAGAGAGGGCCAUACCAUAGCAUAGCUAGUGUGGUGUUUCGAAAAACAUGAAGUAAAUGUUGAACAAAACACUUGUUGUGACUUUUAGACCGAAAAGUAAAAAAAGAAGAAGAAAUUGCCGAGAAUCAAUUUAUGAAUGGAAAUAAAUAUGUGCUUGUCCGGUAUUAAACACUAUGUUUAAGACCAUUUGGAGUCUGGAUGCUGAAAAUGACCCUCGCCCUCUGCUGGGGUCAUUAUUAGCAUCCAGACUCCAACCGGUCUUACACAUACAUAUGUACAUUGUAGUGUUUAAAAUCGGCCAAGCACAUAUGUAUUCCCUUAAAAAAGUUAAGAUAAAUGCGCAAAAGGUUCACUUUGCCACUUCACUUGAAGCGAUACAAAACCAUUGCCCUUUCACUAUUCCAUAACGGAUAUUUCUAUAGUUUUCAAUCAAAUACAUAACUAUGUGCCUUGUAGUUCUAAAGUGCCGUGUCCAGAAAACUUAAUACAAUCACACAACGACUUUUUUAUUGACGAAGCUUUUUAACAAUUUACUGAUUGAUUUCCAAAUUUUUGGCCUGUAGCUUUUUGUGUCAUACGUGUAUGUAUUACAUGUAUAUGAUCGGUAAGUUCAAGUGAAAAUAAAGAGAAAACAACAUGAUCUUUAAAGGUAAUAUUACAACAUUUGCUUCUACCCAGCUGUAAUUUUCAGAAAUGGAUGGUUUUCGGGGUUACAUGUACUAUUUGAUAGGAAAUAUUACACCGAUCUGUUCAAAGUUUUGUGUUCAUAGACGCUGGGAACACCAAGGAAAAAAUGCUGUUCUUGUAGUCUAAAACCCUGACCCUACUUCUGAUGAAACAGAGCAAUUUAUAGACGUCAGGGAAUUGUCAGCAGGUUUGGGAACCAGACUGGAUGGCUUGCACCCAUUCACGGAUGUGUAACCGUUUGAAAACAAAAUGUGGAAUAACUAAAUUUGGUAAAAAUUUGAGGUAAGCCCCCUAGUAUUUGAAGGAAUUCAGUUUUUUUAUACAAAAAUUCAACUUUUCUCGAAAAAGACAGCACACCAGGUGCCAUGAUUUCACAGGAUGUUACAUGUAUUUACUUACUGUCAAGUAAGGUAUUUCAUAAUAAUUCGGUAGCUUUGUUUUUUGAUGUUUGCAGAUGUUGUAUAUGGCAUUUAACAUAGCGAGAAGAUACAUUGUAAAUAUUGUCGGUUUAAUACCCUGACUCAGAUUAUUAAAUGAGAAUUUACCACAUGUCAAGUAACUUUAA